Culicoides brevitarsis is the source of this 1160-nucleotide messenger RNA. Its product is annotated as zinc finger and SCAN domain-containing protein 10-like. Gene Ontology annotation, cellular component: nucleus. Gene Ontology annotation, biological process: regulation of transcription by RNA polymerase II. The coding region runs from base 38 to 1123 and encodes 361 amino acids. The record is from RefSeq and is a predicted model, not a curated record. The transcript is spliced from 2 exons. Gene Ontology annotation, molecular function: DNA-binding transcription factor activity, RNA polymerase II-specific. Lineage: Eukaryota; Metazoa; Arthropoda; Insecta; Diptera; Ceratopogonidae.
AAAAAUAGAAAAAUUAAAAGAAAAAGGAGCAAUUAAAAUGUCACAACAAGAAUUUGCAAGCGUUUAUAUCAAUUCUGCACCAAAAAACACAUUUGCUGAUGAAGAAAUCAUCCAUUCAGCGUACAUUUGUGGCUCUUGCCGCCUUUCUUGUGCAUCUCUCUACGAUUUGGUCCUUCACGAGAGUCAAGUUCAUAUUAUCGAAUUUUCUCGAAUUGUAUCCAAAUUAAAGGCAUUAAUUGACGAAUUCAUCGUGCCCGAAGACAAAAACGAAACACAUCCUUUCAAAAAGGAAGAUUCUGUGGAUUAUUAUGAUGAACCUGAUGUUCAUGACGAUGCCGGCAACGAAUCUGAAGAACAAGAAAUCAUCCGCAGACUUCAAGAAUCCGGAAAUUUAAGCUUAAAAGUCAUGAAACCCUCAACCGAUCAAAAUUUGGAGCCUCGUUCGUUGCGCAAAGAGAUGCCUUUGCGAAUAAAUCGUGAUAAAUUGUCGUUCAAAACGAUUGUUCGAGGUCGUAAGAGACUAAAACGUCCCAAAAAUUGCUUCACAUGCGCCUUUUGCUCGGAAACCUUUGAAAAUUACCCGCUUUUGCAACGUCACGAACGCUCCACACACAAAUACAUUUGCGAUUAUUGCGGCAGGGAGUACACGGUAAAGCUAAAUUUGAAGAUGCACAUGUUCCGGGAGCACAAAGGUAUCAAAACGUAUUGCAUCGAAUGCGGCAUUUCGACGACUGACUUGAAGGAACACAUGAAAAAGCACGAAAACGAUCCAACUUACAUCUGUGACAUUUGCGGCAAGGAGAUGCGAGGGAAGCAAAAGAUUAAUAAUCACAUGAAUCGAUCGCAUAAGUCAGUUUUUGCGAGAUUUUUCUGCCAAUUUUGCGAUGUAGGCUUUAAAUACAUGGCUGACUUGAACGAACACAUGAUCAAACACGAUCCCGAUCGAAAAGAUCACAAAUGUCACAUUUGUGAGAAGGCUUAUAAGAGGAAAAAUGAGCUAAAAAGACAUUUACAAUCACAUGAGGGACAAAAAUGGCCUUGUGAGGAUUGCGGAAGGGAAUAUGCUUGGCAACGAGGCUUAUGGACACACCGAAAUAAAGGAAGUUGUAAAGGAAAAAAUUAAUUUUAGCGUGAUUUUUAAUAAUAAUGUUGAAAAAAAU